Molecule: messenger RNA, 1294 nt
Organism: Cydia pomonella (codling moth)
Lineage: Eukaryota; Metazoa; Arthropoda; Insecta; Lepidoptera; Tortricidae
Product: GILT-like protein 1
Exons: 5
Coding region: 556-1278 (240 amino acids)
Molecular function (GO): oxidoreductase activity, acting on a sulfur group of donors, disulfide as acceptor
Source: RefSeq, a predicted model, not a curated record
AUAGUUGGUGUGGUGAAAAUUUUUGUUUAACUCGGAGGCAAAGUUUGUUUAACUCUCGUGUCUAGAAACCCUCGUAAUGCUCAAGAUUCCACUUCUAGAACCACUCGCUACGCUCGUCGUUCAAUUUUGGAUUCUUUCGCUUGCUAGGGUAUCAAUUAGCACGAGCGGUUAAAUAUAAACAACACCGUUGCCCCCUUGUAAAGUAAAUAACUAUUGUCUUAGGCCUUUCUUCCUUACUAGAAAUAUAUGUAUUUUUUUAUGCACUGUCUUCAUGUGGUUACUUGCCAAUACCGCAAAGGCUCUUUUGCUCGCUCUUAAUUAACAAAAUUACCCUUACGCCCAUAUAAAUAAAGAUUAAAAUGUUACCUACUAUACUGCGCGUAAAUCCAUAAAAUCAGAUUGGCGGCGUUAUAACAACAUAUCACCACCAGUAAUUGUACUAUUCACACGUGUUAUUUACACAAAUGGAGUAAACUCAAUGUUACGUGAAUUUCAAGUGCUGAAACUAAAAAUAAGUCGGACAUUUAGUGAGUGAAGCGUAGGUUGUUGCUGAAAAUGGAGGGUUAUUGUUGCAUCGUGCUUGUUUUGGUGUUCGGGAAUCUGGCUGAUGGAUUUAUAGGACCAAAAAAGGUGCUUCUGUCGGUGUACUAUGAGAGCCAAUGCGUCGACAGCAAGACCUUCGUGUUGCAACAGCUGCGACCCGCACUGCAACUCUUGGACAAACACAUAAAGCUGCAACUCGUUCCUUUUGGGAAGUCGAGGAGCAUAAACUACGGCGAUGACGGGUUCAAGUGCCAGCAUGGUCCAUCAGAAUGCCUGGGCAACAUGGUGCAGGACUGCGCGCUGUUUCAGAUGAGGCACCAAUCUAACCUGGAGCAGCUCGGUUACGUAGCCUGUGAGAUGGAGAGUGAGGCGGGAUCCAGGGGAAGCUUCGAGUGCGUCCAUCGAGCAGGACUACGGACGGAGCAGGUGGAAAAAUGUUUAAAGAGCAGACAAGGAACGCAGUUGCAGCUGGAUUCCGAAUAUCUGACGCUGCUAAUGAAGCCCAAGUUCAUACCCACUAUCGCCGUGGACUUGUUAUUUGAUCAGCACGUGCAAGACAACGCGCUGAUCGACCUGACGGGUACCCUCUGUGCUGAGCCGGUGCUUGAGAAGACUGCCGCCUGCGCGCACUAUUACAACACCCUGGCGUUGAAACAUCUGUUCUCGUACCCACUCGAUGAUGAGCCUGAGAAGAUACCUCUCUACAAGUAUCAGACGUACUUUUAUAUCGAUUAAAGUUUUUGUGGAUCAA